Messenger RNA from Heterobilharzia americana, 1674 nucleotides. The record is from the annotation of a GenBank genome assembly. Lineage: Eukaryota; Metazoa; Platyhelminthes; Trematoda; Strigeidida; Schistosomatidae.
GACGCGCAAUAAUCGCGUCACCCGUUACUGGAAGAUAAAGGGUGCUAAAGCAAAAUAAAGGUUACAAAUGAGAAAUGACUAAUGCAUUUACAAGAGGAUAAAAUGAAUUUGAGUUACUUGUUGAAAACAUCUACAUAUCGUUUGAAUUUCCCUAUCUUUACACGUCCAAUUGUUAAUGUAAUAUUCUUUGGUAGUGAUAAUUAUGCAUUACCGCAUCUGCAUGCCUUAGAAAAACACCAAUAUCAUCAUAAUGAUAUUCAGAUCUUGUGUGUAGUUACAACAUCGGAUAAAACACCUGUUGGAUGUCAUUGUAUCCAGAAUAAAAUAGAUCAUGUGAUUUGGCCACGUAAAAUUUCAAACACUUCAAUUGUAACAGACUCUAUAGCUCAAAGAAUAGAUAUAUUAAAAAACCGAUCAUCAGAUAAAUCAGAAAAGUUAUUGGGUAUAAUUGUUUCAUUCGGCCGAUUUCUACCACCAUCACUUCUAUCGUUAUUCAGCUAUGGUUGUUACAAUAUCCACCCUUCUUUAUUGCCACGUUGGAAAGGUUCAUGUCCAUUAUUGUAUACUUUGUUGUCUGGAGAUAGAGUUACAGGGAUUACCUUAUUUCGUUUGGAUCCACAUCAUACAACCUUUGAUUCGGGUUCAGUUUUAUAUCAACAAUCUAUUCAUUUACCGUCUAAUGGGAAUGUGUUGAUAACACCUGAACAAUUGACUACCUACUUAAUUCCUUAUAGUAUCAAAGCUAUGUUUGAGGUUAUCCUACAUCCAAAUUUACCGCAUUUGAUUGGUAUUGAUCAGUCAGUUAUUUCAAAAAAGUUCAACAUACCUGUGUCAUAUGCUCGUAUACCUCAGCAUCAUAUUGGUAUAAUUGACUGGGAGAAACUGUCAGCCAAAGAUAUUAUCCGAUGUUGGUAUGCAUUCCAGGGGAGUUCUGUAGACUUAUCUACAGAACUUUGUUUAUUAAGCACACAGGCUGAAAAAGAAGUAGAUCCAUUGUUCAAAGCCAAUUUCCGUUUAGUUGAAUGUCCUUUUUUAGUCCCAGAAGUUCAUUAUGCCUCCAAGAAUGAUGAUGAAGACAUUGGUAUAUAUUAUGCAAAUUAUGACCCCAAGGUAAUGAAUUAUCUCAAUGAGGCGGCAACUCUUCUCAAUCAACCCUAUUCAUCUUCAUUACCACCUGGAAGUUUUGUAUAUUUACGCUCACAAAUCGAUGCAAAGCAUCAUCCUAUGCCGUUCACUUUUAUAGCCUGUAAACCGAGUAAUUCCAAUCCCGGUGUAGACCAAAAUCAUCGUCACCAUCAUCCGCGGGUAUCAUGGAUAGCUGUUGCUAGUUUCUUAGUCAAUUGGCCAAAUUCUCCAACUAGCCGACAUUUAACAGCUACUGACCUGUAUAAUGGGUAUUUUGUUAAUCAAGCCGGAUUAUUCAAAUUGCCAUCGGUAAAGAGGGAACAAAUUACUCGUCAGUUAGGCGUACGCUAUUUUGGACAGUUUCAGUGUGUAUCCUCCUCCUCACCACCACCAUCAUCUCUGAGUGGCGGUAGUAGGAGUAGUAGUGUUUUCAUAAAGCCUUGGACAGAAUUAACACCGUCUAUACUUCCUUCUGAUUUACAGUUAUCUUGUAGUAUACCAAAUGUUGUACAAAAUGCAAAUAAUAAAUAGUUAACAGUUUGAAUGAUA